CUCAAUGGCGGUGGAGGGGACGAUUUGGGGGCCAACGACGAGCUGAUCUCUUUCAAAGACGAAGGCGAGCAAGAAGACAAGAUCUCCGAGAACUCCUCGGCCGAGAGGGAUUUAGCCGACGUCAAGUCCUCGCUCGUCAAUGAGUCCGAAACGAAUCAAAACAGCUCCUCCGACUCGGAGGCGGAGAGGAGGCCUCCGCCUCGCUCCGAAAGUUUCCGAGACAAAUCCCGGGAAAGUUUAGAGGAAGCAGCGAAAAGGCAAGAUGGAGGGUUGUUUAAGGGCCCACCCUACCCAGGGUAUCCCUUCAUCAUGAUUCCCGACCUGACCGGGCCCUACCUCCCCAAUGGAUCGCUCUCGCCCACGGCAAGGACGUAUCUCCAGAUGAAAUGGCCACUGCUUGAUGUUCAGGCAGGGAGCCUACAGAGUAGGCAAGCUCUCAAGGAUGCUAGGUCUCCAUCUCCAGCACACAUUGUUUCUAACAAAGUCCCAGUUGUGCAGCACCCACACCAUGUACAUCCUCUUACGCCGCUUAUUACGUACAGCAAUGAGCACUUCACACCAGGGAAUCCUCCUCCACACUUACCAGCUGAUGUAGAUCCAAAAACAGGAAUUCCACGGCCUCCGCACCCUCCAGAUAUAUCUCCUUAUUAUCCACUAUCACCGGGUGCUGUAGGACAAAUCCCCCAUCCGCUAGGAUGGUUAGUACCACAGCAAGGUCAACCCGUCUAUCCAAUCACAACAGGGGGAUUCCGGCAUCCCUACCCAACCGCUUUGACUGUCAAUGCUUCUAUGUCAAGUUUUCUCUCCUCUAGGUUCCCUCCACACAUGGUCCCUCCACAUCAUAGUUUACAUACGACUGGGAUUCCUCAUCCAGCCAUAGUCACCCCAACAGUCAAACAAGAAUCUUCCCAGAAUGAUGUUGGCUCACUCCACAGCUCAAAACAUCAGGACUCCAAAAAAGAAGAGGAGAAAAAGAAGCCACACAUAAAGAAACCUCUUAACGCAUUUAUGUUGUAUAUGAAGGAAAUGAGAGCAAAAGUUGUAGCAGAAUGCACAUUGAAAGAGAGCGCAGCCAUCAAUCAAAUUCUCGGUCGAAGGUGGCAUGCAUUAUCCAGGGAAGAGCAAGCUAAAUAUUAUGAACUAGCCAGAAAGGAACGACAGCUCCACAUGCAGCUUUACCCCGGCUGGUCCGCACGGGAUAACUAUGUAGGUGGCUAUGGCAAGAAGAAGAAGAGGAAAAGGGACAAGCAGCCAGGAGAGACCAAUGAACACAGCGAAUGUUUCCUAAAUCCUUGCCUUUCACUUCCUCCGAUUACAGACCUGAGCGCUCCUAAGAAAUGCCGAGCGCGCUUUGGCCUUGAUCAACAGAAUAACUGGUGCGGUCCCUGCAGGAGAAAAAAAAAGUGCGUUCGCUACAUACAAGGUGAAGGCAGCUGCGUCAGCCCACCCUCUUCAGAUGGAAGCCUACUAGACUCUCCUCCGUCUUCUCCUAACAUGCUAGCCUCCCCCACAAGAGACUCAAAAUCACAGACUGAACAAACCCAACCUCUCUCACUCACAUUGAAACCCGACCCGCUGGCACACCUCCCACUGAUGCCGCCCGCAUCCUCCUCCUCCGUAGUUCUGACUGAAAGCUCCACUAACAAACCGAGGGGGCUGCCUGCUAGUAAUUGCCAGAACGGGGCACUGGACCAUCAGUCUGCCACUUUACAGCAGUCAGCACCGUCCUCCUCUUCGUUAGUACAACCGUCAACAUCCUCUGUGCAUUCCCAUAAUUCUUUGGCUGGGACACAGCCCCAACCCCUUUCACUUGUAACCAAGUCUUUAGAAUAGCUUUAGCCUCUUGUAGACCUCCUUAUUUUUAUUUUGCGUGUGUAUGUGUGUCAAGAGUUUUCCCCCCUUUUGUUUGUAUUUUUUUAAACAAAUUGUGCCAUAUGGCUGGCUACAUUAGUUGAUGUCUAUCGAGUUCAUUGGUCAAUAUUUGACCCAUUGUUAUUUCAUUUUUUUCCUUUUUAAAUAUGUAGAUCAAGAAAAAAAGCCUCAUGAUUCUGCCAAAAUUUUUAUCAACAGCUGUUUAAAGUCUUUGUAGCGUUUAAAAUAUUAUAUAUAUAUAUAAAUAUAUAUAUACAUAACUGUUAUGUAGUUCCAAUAGCUUAGUUUCAAAGACUGAUUUUAAAAAUGAAAAAAGAAGCAAUUUUGAAGCAGCCCUUGCUGAAGGCGUUGGUUCUUUAUUAUUUGUAUUAAAUACGAGCUUGCGAACCAAUCAUUUUACAUCUGGUUUUUAAAACUUUUUAAGGGCACAAUGAAUGCAGUGCCGCUAUUUUUUUCUUUCCUUUUUUUUCUUUGUGUGAUAUAACUUUUCUUGUGAUGUUCCUUGUUAUUGUUUAAAUGUACAGAAACAAAGGGUUAAAAUGUGUUAAUAUACCUUGUUCCAUGGUGUUGUUCUUUUCUGGGGGAGGGAAUGCUACUCAACAAUUAAAAAGUAUCACAACGCUAUUGGACCAGUAGUAUUUAUUGCUUUAGAGAUUGCUUGUUGUACUUGUACGUUGUCCCUUUUUUAAAAAAAUGUUUUCCUUUCCCCCCACUCCCCUUGAAACGUUGUGUAAAGUUUUUCCCCUCCUUAGUGUAAGCAUCAUAUAUAUAACAACUCAUUUGUACAAGGUUUUUAAGUUUAUAUAAAAAAGUGUAUAUAUAUAUUUUUGUUGGCUUCUUUUGUUUGUUUUAAUUUCUUUUAUUAUUAUUUUUCUUGUCACAUCGUUGCCACCAAAUGGACAUUUGCAGAUGGAUCAAUAGUGUAAAAAAAAUGCUUUAAAAGCCAUUACAUGAAAUAAGACUUGAAAAUUUAGCAUGGGACUUUUUCGCAAUGCUGUUGGAAGAGCAGCAGUGUCUCCAUUCAGAACUGCAAUGAUUUCCCCCGACACUUGUAGGCUGUGAGCAAAACUUUUUAUGUGCCAAAAUUCUCAGUGAUUUUCUCUUUUCCCAACAACUUUUUUAUGAUGUAUUUUUUUUGUUCAUCCUGUUUUGCUGUGAUGUUACAUAGGUAGAUAUGUAUGUAGUUUUUAAUGUCACCUAUUACAGACGUGUUUGGUAGCAGAUUGUCCAGAAAGCAUAUAAAAAUGAAGAGGUAUAAACCCUAAUGGGCCAAAUUCUGUAUAUUAGAUUAUUCAUAAAAGGAAAAAAGUCAGACUGCCACUUUUAUGUAAACUUACUACAUACAGGUAGGUAGCAAACUUUAAAAAAAAACCUAGGCAUGUUGAUGUUGCAAAACUUUUUUAAAAAGAUAAAAUGCUGUAUAAAGCUGAAAAAAUGUUCAUCUGUUCAUCCAGUGCCAUUGUAGUUGACAUGAAGCGAUUGUAAAACUGUCUCCAGUUUUCUUCUCUGGUUUAUUAAGAUGCUAACUAUGACAUUUUUUUGUGAAUCCUUUGAAUGUUUCCUAACAGUUGUGAUGUUACUGUUCCGUUUUAUUGCUCUUAUUCCAAUUUUUCAUUUCUAAUGGUUUGGAAGCCAUUUUUUGUAAUGAAUAAAUGUCCAUGCUGUACAGUAUCUGUAGCAUGCAGUUCUGGAUUAAUAAAAGCAACUUAGUAUGUGCAGAUGAAGACUUGCAGCUCAUUUACCUGUAGGGUUUAUUUAAUUUUCCCUAAUCCCUAGUGCAGGUGGUGUUCAACAUGGCAUGUUUUACAUCUGUCUCAGUAGAAUUGCUGCUUAGAAUAAUCACUUAUCAAUUAGAACAUAAACUGCCAGGUGUAGAGUAAGACCCACAGUAUCAAUGAUGUAUGACCAAAUUCCCAUUGAUUUAAUGGACCUACUUUAGUUGGAACCAACAAAUUGAUUUAGGCCAGUCAGUUGGGUUAAUUGUUCAGUGGUAAAUACCUGCCUAACCCUGAAGAUAUUUUGAAAUAUUUCAAAUCUGAAUGGUGUGAAACAAAACAAAGACCAAUAGGCUGUUGUAUUUAUUCACUAAUUCCAGGGAGACAAAUGCAUCUGGAGAUUAUGGGUCCCCAAAAUUGCACACACGAAUCCAAAUCUCAGUUACCAAAUUCUAAUUCUCCACUUUCAACUGUACACACAAUACUUGUAAGAAAAGCCCAAUAAAAUAUACGAAGGUUCAAAUACCAGGUUUGAAGAAGUACAAGCAGACUCAUGCUUAUACUUCUCAUAGCUUUUAGGACAUGCAAAACUGAAAUAUUUCCAGAUCCUUCUCACAUGGGAGACAGUUUCAGAUGCAGGUGAAAGACAUGUAUAUUCCAUCUUGGGUAGAUACAGUAUGACCUCCCUUUCCUCACAGUGCACUGAGCAGCAGGAAGAAGUGAAAGUACAUACUGAAUAUUUAUUUCAGUUUGGCAUUCAGUUAAGAUACUCCACAAUACUGAAAAAAUCUUCAGGAUUCUGGCUGUUUAGGAAAUUAGCAUUUGAUCCCUAGUACUUUUCCCAGCAAAAUCUGCAAAACAAAAAACAAAAACAAAACCCCAUUGUCAAAAUUUGGAAGCCACCGUUAUCAAUUUCCCAUCUUAGAUCCUUAAUUUGCAGAUAAGACUAUGUCAAGAGUUGUGUUAAUGUCAUUAUUUGAGUUGGUUCUUUGGAAAACCAUAUAAAUCAAUUCAUCAGCUACCCAUUGCUGCAAAAUGUAAUGCCUCUGCAACACACAAAAUGCUAGAAUCUAAUGUAUACAGAAAUUUACGGUUAUUUGCUAACUAAAAUUCAGCAUUUUAAUGCUUCCAGCACAUGCUUGUCUAUCAACUAUGUAUCUGUUCUGAGAGUUUUCCAGCUUCAGACUCUGCACUGCACAAAUUCCAUGGAUGUACAGAUCAUGAACGUGUGAUUUGUUUUUGUUUUAUUCUUUAUGUUAUUUGCAUUACAUUAUUUGCUCAAUAAAGAUAUUCACUGUA
Messenger RNA from Anolis sagrei ordinatus, 4886 nucleotides. It is a transcript of the gene TCF7L2, whose product is annotated as transcription factor 7 like 2. Gene Ontology annotation, molecular function: DNA-binding transcription factor activity, RNA polymerase II-specific; RNA polymerase II cis-regulatory region sequence-specific DNA binding. Gene Ontology annotation, biological process: canonical Wnt signaling pathway; regulation of transcription by RNA polymerase II. The record is from RefSeq and is a predicted model, not a curated record. Gene Ontology annotation, cellular component: beta-catenin-TCF complex; catenin-TCF7L2 complex; chromatin. Lineage: Eukaryota; Metazoa; Chordata; Lepidosauria; Squamata; Anolidae.